Molecule: messenger RNA, 2498 nt
Organism: Equus quagga
Lineage: Eukaryota; Metazoa; Chordata; Mammalia; Perissodactyla; Equidae
Gene: GPANK1
Product: G-patch domain and ankyrin repeats 1
Exons: 3
Coding region: 1264-2319 (351 amino acids)
Molecular function (GO): protein binding; nucleic acid binding
Source: RefSeq, a predicted model, not a curated record
UAUAGUCGUGUGAUCCGGGGACUGAGAGGCCAAAAGGGGGCGGGGAAAGGAAUGAGUCUGGCUGGAUCGUUUCCUGCCGCUUCCCUCACAGCGAGCCUCUGGCCCCGGCGCACCUUUGCUACCCAGGCGACUGACCCCCAUCUGCGGCCAACCCUCCGGGUCCUUAUCGCCCGUCGAGCCCCUCACCCGAGUCAGGCCCGCCACUAGAGACCCCCGAUGGGGCCCAUGUUUCACUCCUCCUGAGGCGGGAGGGCUUGAAUGACGCUUUCUGCUGCGGGCUGAGUGUGACCUUCGAACCCUGGUCAGAGUAAUGGUGAGGGGCAGCGCGACGUUAUUUCAUUUUACAGCUUCUAGGCAUUCCACAGGUUUCCCUCCGCCUCCUCAGGGCGUUUCUUAACCCAGACAGUGGUUUCCCAGCUCCAGAAAAUGAGUUCGGAGCGGGGGCCACGUUGAGGGAGGUGAAGGGCAUUGUGGGGGCGUUACGUAAAAGUAGGACCCCCAACCGACAGCUCCUCCUUGCUCCUCGCGCUAUCUAGGCACGUGGUGCCGUGCGCGCACACUAUUGGAAGGUUCCAGGGCGGGAAACUGAACUAGCACCUUGCGCACGCCCUCGCCCUCAAGUAAUGUUUGUUUGCUUUUUCCCCAGCCACGCAUGCGUCUUCUUGUCGUGUGGCUAUUUAAUUGUGUAAACUCUUUUGCUUGGAGUAGCGCCACUUUGCGGUACGGAAGCUACAAAGCAUCGCACACUGGAGCGUCUCCCCGAAAUCUGCUUCCGCUUCCUGCUUCCGGAAAAGUGUUAAGUCUGUUUUCGUUUGGGAAGGAGAUACAGAAAUAGAAUCGAGGAAGAUUUAAAGGGCUAGGCUGAUUGUUUUUCUUAAUGGUAUGUCUUACGGGGUGGUAAAGGGGUUUGAGAGAGAGGCUGUUAUUAUUUAGUGUUGGUGAGGACGGCGCGUGGGGGUGGAACGCAGGACCUCUGGACAACCGCCUCAUGGAGUUGUCUUUGUUAACCUUUACUAAGGGGCAUGGUCUGUUAUUGCAGGGUUUCCUGUUUUUCCACAUGACUUACGGCCCUUAGGCCCUGCAGGGUCCUAGGUUGUGGGGUCAUUUUUGGGGCAGGAGGGGGUUUUUGACUCUAAGGCUACUUUUCUUCAUCCCAGCAGGCCUCUGGAGGUGGCUCUUGUCACUGCAGGGCCACCAGGGUGUUCGCUUGCUUGUUUCAUCCUUCCCUUGCCUAGUCUUAUCUUCUCAGCUCUCUGAAAAGCCAUGUCCAAACCCUCCCUCAUCACCUUCACCCCGGCCACUGACCCCAGUGACCUCUGGAAAGAUGGGCAGCAGCAGUCACAGCCUGAAGAGCUGGAGCCCACCCUGGAUGGGGCUGCAGCCCGAGCUUUCUAUGAGGCCUUGAUUGGGGAUGAGAGCAGCAGCCCUGAACCCCAGAGAGCUCGGCCUGAGCCUGCCAGUGAGAGAAAGAGGAAGAAAAGAAGAGUGAUGCGACAGGCUGCAGCAGGAGCAUCAGGAGGACAUGGACAAAGUAGAUCCCUUGAGGCCGAGGACAAGAUGACCCAGUGGAUACUGAGGGCAGCCCAGGAGGGGAACUUGGCAGAACUAAGAAGGCUGUUGGAUCCUCAGGAAGCAGGGGGAGCUGGGGGGAAUAUCAACACUCGGGAUGCCUUCUGGUGGACUCCCCUGAUGUGUGCUGCCCGAGCGGGCCAGGGGGCGGCUGUGCGCUAUCUCCUGGGCCGUGGGGCUGCCUGGGUGGGUGUCUGUGAGGUGGGUGGCAGGGAUGCUGCUCAGCUGGCCGAAGAAGCAGGCUUCCCUGAGGUGGCCCGCAUGGUCAGAGAGAGCCAUGGAGAGACGAGGAGCCCAGAGAAUCGGGCCCAUUCCCCUUCCCCCCAGUACUGUGAGACCUGUGACGCCCACUUCCAAGACUCUAACCACCGCACAUCUACUGCUCACCUGCUGUCACUGUCUCGGAAUCUCCAGCCCCCCAACCUGCCCCUUGGGGUGCCCACCUCCAGCCCAGGCUUCAAGAUGCUGCUGAGGGAGGGCUGGGAGCCUGGAAUGGGGCUGGGACCCCGGGGCGAAGGCCGCACCAAUCCCAUCCCCACUGUCCUCAAGAGGGACCAAGAAGGAUUAGGGUACAGAUCCGUGCCCCAGCCCCGAGUCACACACUUCCUGGCUCGGGAUACCCGGGCUGUGGCUGGGAGAGAGAGAGCCCCUCGGGUGAUCACACUGAGUCGGAGGGAGGAGAGGAGGCAGGAGGAGAAGGACAGGGCCUGGGAGCGGGAUCUGAGGACAUACAUGAACCUUGAGUUCUGACCUUAGCAAGAUCUGACCCUGGGCUGCUGCCAAAGUCUGAACUUGUGCCUCUGACCUGGGCACUUUGGCUUCUACUUCCUACAGUCUGCCCAGGUCCUAGACCCUUAGGUUUUCGUCAGUGGGCUCUGCCUUUGGGAGAGAGGGACUGAGAGUUGAGAAAUAAAUCAACCUUCUCCCUC